This is a messenger RNA of Mugil cephalus (flathead mullet), 4044 nucleotides long. It is a transcript of the gene pcdh20l, whose product is annotated as protocadherin 20. The transcript has 2 exons. Gene Ontology annotation, molecular function: calcium ion binding. Gene Ontology annotation, cellular component: plasma membrane. The record is from RefSeq and is a predicted model, not a curated record. Gene Ontology annotation, biological process: homophilic cell-cell adhesion. Bases 1467 to 4037 code for a protein of 856 amino acids. Lineage: Eukaryota; Metazoa; Chordata; Actinopteri; Mugiliformes; Mugilidae.
AACUAGAAAAGGAAAAAAAGGAAAGGAAAAAAAAGGUGGGCGGAAUGUAGAAGGGGAAAUAAUUACGCAAAUGAAAGAGAGAAACGAGCCAUUACGCAAACCUAGAACUGGAACUAUUUUCCCCAUGCUCUUAAAGACAAAAACUUCAAGUGAACUUGAAUAACUCUUUUGGUAUUCAGGAAGGGGACAAGCCAGUUACAUUCUUUUAAAAGCGCAGUCGCAGUCAUAAUAUUUUCACUUCAGACUUGUUUACAUGUGCGUUUCUGGCUGCGGAUGGUUGGAAAAAAAACUUCCUUGAUAAAUAACUUGCGAACUUUAAAUUGCAUUGUUGUACUUUAAAGUACUGCAGUACUCUGCUCUGUCUAUAGAGGCCCCCCAACUCCCACAGAGUCGCUGUUCAAGCCUAUGGGCUACAGCAGUGUUAUGUAAUUGUCACUGAAAUAGCUUUGCAUGUUAGAAAAAUAAAGAACCCUUUAUUAAACUUAUUAAAAUGUGAAAGCAAUGCUAAAUACUUGAAACAUCCUCAAUUCAGACUUUUACCUAAGGAUAAACUACAUACACUUUAAGUAUCAAAAGAAUCAGAAUAGCUUCAGUACCUGUAUUGCCAUUUACUAAUAAUAUCUAAUAAAUAAAGGAGGAGCAGAUCUCAAUUACUUGACACUGGGUGAUUUUAACUCUAGAAAUGCCUUCAGUUUUAAAAAUAUAAAUCUACAAGUACAUUAGUGGCAGUAAAGUUGUAAGAAAAAAAUGUGACAGCAUUUUAGGAAAAGCAAUAUUACUAAAAUAUACUCAAUAAGACUUCAUCAGAACUCAAAUCUCAGAAGAGCCCAAUCAAUUUAGUAGAUCAUUAUGGACGUCAUGGACAAUAAUCCUUCAAAAUAAAGACUAUAACUCUUGUAUGUAUGUUCAUGUCAUUGCUAUCUUCUGGUGUUUGUAACUGUGUCAAACUGUGCAUCUGUAUCUAUAGUUCUGCUGACAUUGUUUAUUGUGUUAUUUAUAAGUACCUAGGAUAAUAAAGGUUUGGAGAAAAUACCAACAAUAAAUCUGAGAGAAAGUGAUUCAGAGACUGUCAAAACAUUAUGAAGUGUUUUUUUUUUUUUUUUUUUUUUUUUUAAAAAGAAAAGAAAUCAGGUGUCAGGUGUGCUUAAAAAAAAACAGGCGCGCAAGCACCUUUGAUGUCGACACAUUAAUCCUUUCCAAAGCAAAAGCAACAGAUUUACACAGCCAAUGCUUACGUGCCGUUUUAAGCUUUAACAAAGUGUGACUUACUGUGAAAACACGAACUCCGUUCAGGCAGGUAAACCUGUUGUUUCCCGGACUUCUCGUGUGUCAGCCUGACACGCAAGGUAAGUGUUGUAGGAGGGGCAUGUAAUGAAUUAUGCCUUCAGUUGUACAGGUGUGGAUUGGCGCCUCUGUCCUCAGCCUUCAGUUGCUGCCGAGGAACUUAGGUAACAUGUUUGACUGCGAUGGGCCAUGGGACUCCUGAUAAUAUGAACUGGGCUGGACUACUGCAGAAUCUGCUGCUUCUGGUACAUAUCACACUGAUUACAUGUGGUUCCGUCCAGUUUUCUCUCCCAGAGGAGCUGGAGCCCGGAACUCUGGUCGGAUCACUUAGUAAACACUUUCAACCUCCAUACCAGCUCUUAACUCAGGAAUACCUAUGGGUGGACAACACCACAGGGAAUUUCUAUACCACAGAAAAAAAAAUGGAUCGCGAGGCCCUCUGCCCCACGGAGACAAAAGCUGAGGAAUGCAUUAUUCCACACAAUGCUAUCGUUGGGCCCUCGGGAGACCUUAUACAGUUUCCUGUGAUCAUAGAGGACAUCAAUGACAAUGCACCAUAUUUUGAGAGGACUGAAAUACACCUGAGGGUCUCUGAGGAUGUGACAGUGGGGACCAGUUUCUUAUUGGAUGACCAGGCUCGGGACAAUGAUGUUGGCCUCAACGGAAAGCUGCGGUACCACCUGAAAGGUUCUGAUGAUGUUUUCAGUUUAAAAGUCGAUGAAGAUCUGAUUGUGUUGGUUGUACAGACAGCUCUGGACAGGGAGACACAGGACACGUAUCAGAUGCAGCUGGUGGUCACAGACUCUGGCGCAGAACCUUUAAGUGCAACAGCAACUUUAGUAGUCGCAGUGACAGAUGUCAAUGACAACUGUCCAAGCUUUAGCUCCGACAGCCCCCGCAGUGUCACCAUCCCGGGAGACUCUCCAAAAGACAUGGUGGUCGCUCAGGUCAGAGCCAUGGACCCAGAUACAGGCCCGAACGCUGCCAUCGUUUACUCCCUCAGUCCCAAAGUCUCUGAGCGGGCUAAGGAGCUCUUUAGUCUCGACAGUCUCACAGGGUGCAUCAGACUAACACAAGACCUAGAGAGUGACAACUCCGAGGAGCUGCUGUUGAAAGUGUUAGCUAGUGGCCAUCACUGCCCCCCAGCAGACACUCAGGUAACUGUAACUGUGCUCCCCAAGGCCAACCAAGAGCUGACGAUCAAGAUCGGGUUCAUAGCAGAGCAUCAAAACCAGACGAUGGUGAUACCAGAGAACCAGCCCCCUGCCGUCUUAGCUAUUUUGGAGCUUGAGGAUGAAAGUAGCUUUAAAGGCUCAUCUCUUGCCAUUGAGGGUGAAGUGCCUUUCACUUUGAAACCACAGAAUGGCAAAUAUCUGCUUUCCACAUCAAAGCCACUAGACUUUGAGAAAAAAAGGGAACAUCUAAUUUCUGUGAUAGUGCAGUGGAGAUCGGCUGAAGGAUCUGUGAUCGUUCCUUUAAGGCGAGUCAUCAGGGUGGUGGUGGCAGAUGUCAAUGAUAAUGCUCCACGCUUCAUUCAGUCUCACUAUGAGCUGGAAGUGGAGGAAAACAACCAGCCAGGAAUGUCACUGCUCCAGGUCUCGGCUUCAGAUGCAGACAGCGAAUACAACGGCAGAGUAACCUACAAGCUGGACAAAAGCACAUCUGCAAUCUUUAACAUUGACUCCAUAACAGGUCAACUGUCUGUGUCAGCUCCUCUGGACAGAGAACAGCAGAGUGUACAUAAACUCACCGUGUUUGCGCGAGAUAGCGGUUCUCCUCCGCUGGAGUCCAUGGCCACAGUAGUCAUUCGUGUUCUGGACCAGAAUGACAAUGCACCACUUUUUCACACCCCUCACUUCACCUUUUUCAUCGCUGAAAAUGUACCAUCGUUUGAACAGGUGGGCAGGAUAGAAGUGAAAGACCCCGAUGAAGCGGAUAAUGGGAACAUAGAAUUGCGUGUUGUGAACAGCAGUGGACCUUUUGUUGUAGAUAACACCCAAGGGACACUACGCACAACCACUGACUUGGACCGAGAGAUACAGGACCGCUAUGAUUUCUACCUGUUGGCCAGUGAUCAUGGACAUCCAGUCGCUUUGACUUCCACUGCCAGGGUAACUAUCUUUGUGGAGGACAUCAAUGACAACAAGCCAAAAGUGAUCCUUCCCAGCAGUAACUCUUCGUGCCUUACUGUCUCACCAGGUACCCUGACAGGUACUAUGGUAACAAAGAUCUAUGCCAUCGAUGAGGACUCAGGCUUGAACUCGGAGAUUACAUACUCUGUCGUGGCACCAGGGUCAGAGCAAAACAGCAGCCCCUUCCAGGUAGAUUCAAGGUCAGGGAACAUCAUCCUAAGUCAGCGGCUUCUACAAAAAGACCUGGGAAUGCAUCACCUCUUCGUUGUGGUCAGAGAUGGAGGGAAACCAUCUCCACUUUAUACAACUGUCUGGGUCAAUCUGCUGGUCAAUGAGAGCACGGAGCCCUGCCUCUUGGAGAGGGUGCCCACCUGGACAGGAACGGCUGAUUUGGUUCAAAGCCCUUCAAAGAGCCCAAUCUGUGAGGCGGAGACAUCCAGGUUUGCACAAAUGACUCUGUUAAUAGGUCUGGGUAUGUUUGUGGCAUCAUUGUGUUUGCUUGUGGUGACACUAGUGCUUUACCUGAAACAGAGGAGAAAUAAGUCGACAUCGAAACAAGACAGGUACGACGAAAAUGGGAUUCCACUCAGGCUCAAAGACAAAUACUACUCUGACGAAUAAUGGGGGG